ACGCUAAUGAUUGAUAACGUUCCAUCGCCGGAAAACCGUACAACAUUAUCCGUCAAUUUUAUUUUUCGUGUUUACAAAUAUAGAAUAUUUUGCUUUUCCUGGCGGUUCUGGUGUUCUUUUAACAUAGAACUCGAAAAUCAUUACCUACUAAUAUUGAAACCAUGGACGGAAUGCUCAGAAACUUUUCCAAACUGCUGUCUGUGCGAAGCCCAAUCCAGCAGUUCCACAGGUCAUUAGUAAUACUGAAACGUCGCCAUCAAGUUCAGUUACAAAAGAAGAAUUCUAAACAAAAACCAAUCUUAAAAGGACGACAUUUCAUCUAUGAUGUGGUAGAGAAUCCAGAAUUGAAAAAAAAAGAAAAAAUGGAAGUAAUUCUAACUCAGUAUGUUGAAGGAAUUGGACAUGAAGGUGAAAAAGUAUCUGUUCGACCAGCAUAUGCAUAUGAACAUUUAAUUCUGCCAAAAUUAGCUGUUUACGCUUCUCCUGAAAUGGUUGAAAGUAUGAAAAAUGAUAACACCCAAAAAAUUAAUAAAGAAACCCCUAGUUCUAUUACCGCUCUACAGACUUUGAAUUAUUUAAAAAAAAUGGUCAUAAGUGUAAGCAUGAAUAAAGAUAAUCCUUGGACAAUUGAACCAUGGCAUAUAAGAGUAUCAUUACGAAAAAUGAACGUACAUGUACUGAAUGAUGAUUCGAUAAAACUACCUGAUCAACCAAUUAGUGGACCUGAUCUUACUUUAGAAGGAAAAUCUUUUGUUGUAUUCAUUACAAUUAAUAAAAAAGAAAAAGUACCUGUUGAAUGCAAUCUUCAUCAUUGGAGUACUAAAUUUGCAGAUCGAUUACCCUAUACCGAAUUCUUUAGAAGGGAUCCAGUAUCUAUUCUUCCUGAGCAAACUGACCUUUUAAUGUCAAUAAGAGAAAAAAAGAACAUAUAAUUUUUUUUGUUUUUUUUGUAGAGAUAUCUAAUAUGUUACAUUUUGGAUAAAGAAUAGAAUUUCUUAUUAUUGAUUUA
Molecule: messenger RNA, 1009 nt
Organism: Sipha flava (yellow sugarcane aphid)
Lineage: Eukaryota; Metazoa; Arthropoda; Insecta; Hemiptera; Aphididae
Gene: mRpL9
Product: 39S ribosomal protein L9, mitochondrial
Exons: 5
Coding region: 162-932 (256 amino acids)
Biological process (GO): translation
Cellular component (GO): mitochondrion; ribosome
Molecular function (GO): structural constituent of ribosome
Source: RefSeq, a predicted model, not a curated record